CUACAUAUCUCAAGUCCAUAACAAUCCUCUUGUAAGAUUAUCAUUUUCGUCUCAUUGUAUUGCCUUUUUGUGCUACAUAAUUCAUACAAAUUUUGGUGUACUAGUGAGAUAUUACACCAUGAUUCGGCACCACUCUUUGUUCAUUUCAAUGUUGUUGCUUGCUACUUGCAUCUUAUUGAGUAGCAAUGCAAAUUUGGUUGCUUGUCGUCGACUUUUGGAAACAUCUCCUGCAGAGCUUCCGAAGGAGCCUGAGGUGCCAAAGAUGCCUGAAUCACCUAAACCAGUUGUUCCAGAACUCCCAAAACCUGUGGUACCAAAACCUACAGUGCCUGAAGUGCCAAAAAUUCCUGAAUUGCCUAAGCCCACAAUACCUGAAAUUCCAAAACCUCCAGUGCCUGAAGUGCCAAAGCCUGAGGUACCUAAAAAACCCGAAAUGCCUAAACUUACAACACCAGAGAUACCUAAGCCUACAGUACCAGAACAUCCAAAGCCCAUUGUACCUGAAGUGCCAAAACCCGAGUUGCCUAAACCUAUAGUGCCUGAAGUACCAAAGCCUGAGUUACCAAAACCUGCUGUGCCUGAAUUGCCAAAACCCGAGUUGCCUAAACCUAUAGUGCCUGAAGUACCAAAGCCUGAGUUACCUAAACCCGUUGUGCCUGAAUGGCCAAAACCCGAGUUGCCUAAACCUAUAGUGCCUGAAGUACCAAAGCCUGAGUUACCUAAACCCGUUGUGCCUGAAUGGCCAAAACCCGAGUUGCCUAAACCUAUAGUGCCUGAAAUACCAAAGCCUGAGUUACCUAAACCUGCUGUGCCUGAAUUGCCAAAACCCGAGUUGCCUAAACCAAUAGUGCCUGAAGUGCCAAAACCGGAGGUGCCAAAGAUACCCGAAGUACCAAAGCCUAAAAUUCCAGAGCCUCCCAAACUUACAGUACCCGAACUACCUAAGCCGGACGUCCCAAAAGAGCAAGAGAAGCCCAAAAUGCCUUAAAGAAUUACCAAUACAAAAUCUUUGCUUAUAAUUAGCAUUGGAUGAACAUUUGUACACUUUAUUGUUUCCUUUAUCAUAGUUUAUGAUACAAAUUAAACCUCAUUUUUUUUAAUGAUUGUGUGUGCUCUAGGCCAGAUAGUUAUGGCUGCUUAUAUAUAUGUACGUUUUCUUUUAUUUCCUUUUGUACAAUGCUUGAUGUAUGGCCUUUGUGAAUUAAAUUUUUUAUAUAUUUGUUAUGUCAUUUUUUUAGUUUAUCAAUUGAUUUAGUAAUA
Messenger RNA from Chenopodium quinoa (quinoa), 1260 nucleotides. RefSeq names its product periaxin-like. The coding region runs from base 119 to 988 and encodes 289 amino acids. The transcript has a single exon. Lineage: Eukaryota; Viridiplantae; Streptophyta; Magnoliopsida; Caryophyllales; Amaranthaceae. The record is from RefSeq and is a predicted model, not a curated record.